Selaginella moellendorffii is the source of this 936-nucleotide messenger RNA. RefSeq lists its product as uncharacterized. The coding region runs from base 1 to 936 and encodes 311 amino acids. The record is from RefSeq and is a predicted model, not a curated record. The transcript is spliced from 3 exons. NCBI's taxonomy places the organism in Eukaryota, Viridiplantae, Streptophyta, Lycopodiopsida, Selaginellales, Selaginellaceae.
AUGGAGGCCCUAGUGUCAGAUCUUAGGCGGCUCAGGCUCUACAUCGACGACGCGCUCGACGAGCCCCCGAUCGACAAGAUCGUCGCGGCUUUUCAUCGCGCAUACAGUCCCAGGGCAAGAUUGGCGAUGCCGGCCACGCAUCGGCGCCGGGAGGAGCAGCAGUUGCUCGAGAUUUUGCGGAUGGAGCAAUCGCUCAAGAAAUCUCUCUCCUGGCAGAUCGUCGAUGGAAAUUUCUCCUCCGGCAGCUCUUCCAGAUCCAGUUGCCGGCCCUUCUCUUCUUCUUCAUCGUCGUGCUCCAGUGAUUCUUCCUCGAGCUCGCCAUCGAAAGAUCCAUCCGAGGCAGCAACUCCAAAGCUGUUGCCGAUGACUGUGAGUCCGAGCUUGGACUCCAUCGAUGCGAUUCGAGAUCCCGCAAAAGUUUUUCUAGAUCAAUGCUCGUCGUUAGAGAGGCAGCAGCAUGCAGAGACGAUGAAUUCUUCUGUUUUCCAGGAGGCACCGCAGUCGCAGCCAAGAUCCUCGAGCUCUCUUCACGAAUCUCAAGAACUUGUCAAGGAACACCUGGUCACAUUCGUCGACGAGUUGAUCGGAGUGGUCCAGCUCCAAGAGGGGCUUCUCAACAACAUGGUGGAAAACAACUUGAAAGACUCGCACACUUUGAAGAGUUCGAUGGAUGGCCAUCGAGAUCUCCAUCGCGAUCGCAACGAAGUGGCUGCCAGAUCUUUUUCCCCUGCUGCGAGCCAAGACGAUGGCGUGGAAGAGCUCAAGAAGAGGGUGAUGGAGCUGGAGACCAUCCAAAGCCACUGGCUGGAUGUAGAGGAAAGCAAAGGUUUAGUUCUCCGGCGUGGGUUCCUGGCGUUGCUCCAGGCAAUCCUCCUGUGUAUAUGUCUUGUCUCUCUUUUAUCUCGAAUAGCAAAUGCCGGGAUCACUCCCACUUAG